AUGACGCAGAUUCUGGGGCUCCUGCCCAGUAGAAAGUUAAGGUGGCCAAGCCUGGCCCUCUGCCCUGCCCUCCUGACACUGUCUCUGGGGGCCGGCCGGUCUCCUGCCAGCGUCAUGGAGAAGGGACUGAUGGCUCUCCGGAGCAUGGGCGGCCAAGCCUCGGAAUGGAAACUGCAGGCGAAGCAGUACUCGCUCAACAGGCUGGGCCAGGCCGUCAACUCGUACAAGUGGAGGAAGAGCGAGGCCCCGCAGGGCGCCUGCCCGGACAGGACCUUCUCGUCGGAGAUGGAGGACCUGCGCCGCAUGUUCCUCCGGCGCCCGGACUGCCCCCAGUUCUGCUCCCGGGCCACGUCCAUGUCCAGUUACGUGAGGGCCGCCCCCGAGGGCCCUCCGAGAAAACGCCCCCCUCCCUGGGGGAGUCGGGACCUUCCUGGAAGGUCCGCCUCCAUUGUCGCCUUGCCCGGGGUGGUGUGCCCGGGCUCCGAGGCCUGGAAGAUGCCCAAGGACUCCCCCUCCAGCCAGCAGGGCCUGGACGCGACGGCGGACGAGUCCCUGCUCCCCGUCAGCAAGAGCGCCUGCGAGUUCGGCUACUUGCGGAAGCAGAGCGCGUCCCCGACGUGGAGCCCGGCCACCAGCGGCCUGGCCCUGGGGCCGAGCUGCCUGCGGAAGCGGGUCCCCUGGUACAUCUCCGUCAUCCACGAGAAGGACCACUGCCUGUCCGCGCUGGGGGCGGAGGUGCAGCGCCUCUCCGAGCUGGAGGAGCAGGUGCGGCGGAAGGACGAGGAGAUCCUGGCGCUGCAGGGGGAGCGGGAGGCCCUGCGGAAGCAGCUGAGAGACCUGCGCAGGAGCAAGGUCUCGGACGUGCCCUCGGGCCAGGCCAUAAAGGAGCGGCCCUCCGAGCCCCUGAUGAAGCUGUCGGACCGGCAGAGUUUCCUGCAAACGUGCAUCAGGGACGAGGAGGAGCUGCGGCACUGGAGGCAGAUGCAGGAGGAGUAUGUCAUGGGGCACAGAACCAGGGACCUGGAGGCCCUCGGCGAGGAGGAACAGGGCCUGGAAGGGGAGGCCGAGAGGCUGGAGGACCAGGGGGCCCAGAAGGAGGACGACUUCGACUUCGAGGAGGAGCUGAUGGCCCAGCUGCAGGAGUGCGAGCAGCUGAUCCAGGAGUUCCAGUUCGAGCUGGAGAUCGCCAGGACCAGACUCUCCCUGGCCACAGGGGCCUGCAUCUCUCUACAACGACAAGUGGACCACCAAGAGGCCGAGCUGCAGAAGGCCAACACGGAGAACCAGCUGUUGCAGAAGGAGCUUCGGGAGCGGAAGCGGCAGCUACAGGCCAUGACCGACAAGUUCUCCAACCUCCGGGAGGAGAAGAAGUGGGAGGAGGUGAAGGGACUCGGCGAGAAGGACAACCUGGUCCUCCGGCAGCAAGUGUGGGAGCUGGAGCGGGAACUGGCGAACCGCGAACGUGUCCUCGCCGAGCUGGACGCCAGGGUCGGCCAGCUGCAGGCCCAGGCCGCCCAGAGCCAGAAGCAGCAGCAGGGCUGGCAGCAGCUGCAGGAGGCGACGCGGGACAGGAUGGAGGCCGUGCAGCAGGCUGAGCAGCAGACGCGCGUGGCCCUGGAGAGCGCCCAGUCCCGGCUGGAGCGGCUGAGAAACAAGAUCAUCCAGGCCGCCUUCGGCGCCUUGGGGACCAAGUCCUUGACCACCGAGAUCUCCGACAACGACAUCCUGGAAGCCUUGCAGAAGCUGGUCUUGGAGAGGGCGGAGUACUACAGCCAGCUGAAGCAGAGGGGGUUCAAGGGGCCCGGCCCGCCGCAGUCCGAGCUGACCUCGCAGGGCAAGUCCAAGAAGCUGGCCUCCUCCAAGUAGGCUGGCACGCCGCCCACGGGCCAGCCCUGAGCUCUGAGUCCCAAUUAAACCCUGUCGUUGGCCUCGGCGGUCACCUCCUCCCCCAGGGGACUCACUCACACCGGGCUGGGGCCGGCAUGGGCUACAUCCACACCCCCCUUUCCAAA
Phyllostomus hastatus (greater spear-nosed bat) is the source of this 2012-nucleotide messenger RNA. RefSeq names its product coiled-coil domain containing 27 (gene CCDC27). Bases 1 to 1866 code for a protein of 621 amino acids. The record is from RefSeq and is a predicted model, not a curated record. The transcript is spliced from 14 exons. Lineage: Eukaryota; Metazoa; Chordata; Mammalia; Chiroptera; Phyllostomidae.